UUAUCCCUAGACGACGAAUUCAUUAUUGAUCAUGUAGACAGAAACGUUUUUACUUAUUUAUAAAAUAAUAUACAUAACAAUUUAUAUAUACGUAUUUUAUAUCAAGAUGCGUACCAUAUCGCAUAUGUCGAAGAUAAUUUAUUGUAACGGUGUUGUGAAGUUACAAAGAAUUUGUUCUACGUUUUCUCGUUUUACUGGCCGAAAUAUGGUUUCGAAUUCAUGUGAACAAAGAGUUUGGAGAAGUCUCGAGAUAGAUGACAAGGCAUAUGUAGUCUGUUUUACAAAAGAAAACGAAUCGUGGAAGGUGAUUUUGACAGAUCUAAUAGAGAUUUGGACAGAAAAUUUGACGUACAAAAUCAUUCUUUGCAAGUUUGAGACUUCGAAUCGACUCGUGGACUUUUCCAAAGUUUCAAACUGGAAGCAACUGGUAAUGGACAUGUUAAACGAUAUUCCCAAACAUGUUGUAGAAACUUCCAUAUCUCAGAUAAAACUGCAGAAAGAUUGGCACUUUGGAAAGUUGAAAUUCUCUCUAGAUCUCGUUAAAGGUACACCACAACAGUUUUGGGAAUAUGUUAUGAAGCCAUUCUGUUUGUCGUCGAUGGAGAUAGUUCAUCAACAUGGGAUCUUAUUGGACCUGGUGAAGAAGAAGGACGAGGAAAUCGCCGAGUACAAAGCAGGCGGAGCGGUGUUACUCAGGAAAUAUAUCGCUACGGAACCGUUCAGCAAAGAAUUGUUUCAAGUUGCCGUCCCAGUUGCAACUAACUUUACAAAAAUAUUCCAGUCGAUGUUUAAUUCUUCCAAUAUUACAACUUUGUCGAGAACACAAGUGAAGAUAGAGCCUGAAGUAUCUUUGAAUGAUGCAAGCGACGAUAUUCCUAGGAUCAAUGGAAGCGAGACUGCUAGUUCAUCUAAGGAUGAAUCUGUACAGAAGACAAAGCAAGAUAAAUCCAGUAAAGACGAGAAAAGCGAAGAAAACAAAUGCGAAACGAAUUCAACUACCGGCGGGUCUUCAAUUUUGAAGUUAAGCAGCUCAUCUUAUAGCAUACAGAAGUCUUUGAAAAAGAAGAAGAAAACGUUGAGCGAUCUUAUACGAUAGAAAAAUAUUCAGCUGUGCAUUGUUACUUGUUAUUUAAUUGUUAUUUACAUCGUAAAUUUAAAUUUUACUUCUGGAUUUGCUUGAAGGCAAAGCAAUUUUAUAUUCUUGAGGAAUGCUACAAUUAUUUAUUAAUUAUUUGCUGAGGAAAAGCAGAAGAGAUAUAUUUGUACAUAUGGCUCAUAUCUACAUUACGCUAGACCAAAUGUAACGAGAUAA
Molecule: messenger RNA, 1312 nt
Organism: Harpegnathos saltator (Jerdon's jumping ant)
Lineage: Eukaryota; Metazoa; Arthropoda; Insecta; Hymenoptera; Formicidae
Product: non-homologous end-joining factor 1
Exons: 5
Coding region: 107-1096 (329 amino acids)
Biological process (GO): double-strand break repair via nonhomologous end joining
Cellular component (GO): DNA ligase IV complex; nucleus
Molecular function (GO): DNA end binding
Source: RefSeq, a predicted model, not a curated record